Molecule: messenger RNA, 4003 nt
Organism: Girardinichthys multiradiatus
Lineage: Eukaryota; Metazoa; Chordata; Actinopteri; Cyprinodontiformes; Goodeidae
Gene: tmem243b
Product: transmembrane protein 243, mitochondrial b
Exons: 4
Coding region: 1937-2290 (117 amino acids)
Source: RefSeq, a predicted model, not a curated record
AUCUAACAUUUUAUUGGGCGCUCGGUGACAUUUGUAGUAAAAAGAUGUAAAACAAGUUGGUGUUUAGCUUUUCUUUCAGCCUGAUAAAAGGUGAAAAUAUGUUUAGGGAAACCGUUGAAUGUUUUUAGCUGUAGAGUCGAGACGGGGUCACGUUGCUGUUUCCUGAACCAAUUUCCUGACUUAAGAAGGUUGCAAUAAUAAACUUUUAAAGCUGCUGUGUGGUUUGUUCUUUCUCGUGAAUGACAAGGAGAGACGUUUGGAUGCGAGCUGCUCAUUUUAAGACGUUAAACAUGCUAUAAAUGAGUAUAUAUCGUCAGUAAUAUGUUAAAAAACCGACCAAAGAUGACAGAACCGACUCGGUUUGUGAGAUUUUUUGACGGCAUUGUCAGUGCAGCGCCACACCCUCCGAACUUUAUCAGACAGAGCUGAAAGUUUCCAUCAAAGCAGAUCUUCUCAUCUCCUCAGCUUGCACAAAUUAAACUGACUGAUUUCAUGUUCAAAGUUCACCAAACCCACAGAAGAAACGGGAACUAGUUCAUUUAACCAUCAGCGUUUCAGAAGAAUAAAAAGAACCACAAAAACCUUAAUGUCAAUGAUCACAUCAUGGGUCAGUUUGCAUGACCAGAACAUCAUCACAUGGCGGAUUUGGACUCUGGUUUCUAGAAGCUUGCAUACAGGACCUUGGAAAAGUAAUCACACCCCUGAAACCUGCUGCGAUUUCAUGACACAGACCAACAUGGUGCACAUUUGUGAUGUGAAAGUAAAAGGAAACCUGCUAAAUAUUUUUUCUAUGUUCUGAAACUUUUUGACGGUGUGUUAAACAACAAGUGUCCUAAAUAUAUGACAGGAAUGUGGGCCUGAGUGCACGGUACCUAAAUAAUUAGAGAUCUGGAUUCUGCUUCGCAGCGCGUCAGACUGCUGUCAUCUAGGAAGACUUGGUGUGAAGAAAGUUGCUCUGAUUUGAGCUUCCUCUAUUCAUCCGUGGUUUAUCACUGCUGAAGAAAACAGGAAGUGAAGCAGAAGGAAGUUCAGUGAAAUCUCUUUCUCUGUUUGCUUCGGGUCUGUCGUAAGCCAGCGCCAGCAAGGAGAACCAGAAUCUUUGACCUGUCCUGGUCACAUGUGUUUUAACACGGCAGAACCCAGAAUUUAACUAAAAACAAACAUAAUCAGCAGAAUUUUACUAUGCAUUUACUCCAACCUUUUAUCUUGAAUUAUUAUUUUUUGUAAUAAAAAAACAUAAAAAAUGGAAAAUUAGGCCUUUCUGUUUUCUUCCUUGUCCUUCUUUGUCUCCUUUCUUCUUUAUAAACUAUCACCUUUUCUUUUGUAUUCUACUUCUAUCCCAAGCUUUUUCCUCCUCAGUAACUUUAUUCCUAUUUUUUUUCCAUCUUUAUUUUCUUGUACUUCCAUCCUCAUCCUUCCUUGCAAUGUUCCCUUUCUUUCCUUCCUUAUGUCCUUAUUUACUUCCAUCCUCCCCUCCUUUCUUUCUGUUUUUCCAGGUUUCGUAUUUAAAUCCCAGCCACUGCAGAAAUAUCGGCCAUAAAUUUGUGGUGAACUUUAGUAUUUUAUGUUUUAACAUGAGUGUAAAGAAUUGAAAAGUCUGUAAUUUUAAUGAUAAAGAUGCAGGAACAGAUUCCCAAACUGUUUUGUCAACAGGUUCCUAGUUAUAUCUCAGUUUCUGUCUGUUUGCAAACCUGAAUCUUGCUCCUGCGGUCUGAACCCAGUAAAAAAUGUCCUUUUCUAUCUCAGGUGAACUGAGCCUCCUACCAGUCCAGCCUCCGUCAUGUCUCCACCUGAUGGUGCACACUGACGGAUUCCCCGACACUUAGCAGCAGAAGAGGGCUGGAAAUGAGCACACCGCAGUGGCCGAACAAUUCCAGGAGGCGGCGCUGCUGAGACGGGAUUGGUCGGUGGUGAUCGAGCUUCUGCCGCCACCGCCAUGGAUGAGUUCUCCACCAGGACGUACGGCACCAGCGGCCUCGAUAACAGACCUCUGUUCGGCGAGACGUCAGCCCGGGAUCGGAUCAUCAACAUGGUCAUGGGAGGCUUUACGUCUGUGGUUGUUCUGGUGACGGUGAUCGGCUCGUUUGUGUUCCCCUCGAUGCCGCCGCGGCCAGUCAACAUCUUCUUCGCGGUGUGCAUCCUGCUGGCAUGUGGCUCGACGGUAGUGCUGAUAUUCUGGUACCGACAGGGCGACCUGGAGCCCAAAUUCCGGAAGCUGAUCUACUACAUGCUGGCUACCAUCGUGCUGCUGUGUUUAUGUGCCAACCUUUACUUCUUUGACGUUAGGUAGGAAGAGGGGACAACGCGGCUUCAACUGACAAGAUGGAGGUCCAACGUGGACAACCGGACCGAUACGUGACCAACAACACACUAAUUUACACAGAGAGGCUUGCUGGGACCAAAACACAGAGAUUUAGAACUUCCAGUGAGUGGAAUAAUGUAAACACACUGAGGUCACAGUGUGGGAAACACAAAGUCCUGAAAGAGGCCAUAAAUCAGCCUAGAGGAGGAAGUUCACACAAACAGGCUGGUUUACAUGCAAAUAAACAAUAAUCAUGAGCGCUGCCGCAUUCUGAUGCUCCUGUGAGGAUCCAUGAGGAAGAAAAUGAACAGUUAGAGGAAAAACCUGCCCUUUCAUCCAGCUACAUCCAUGUUUCUGUGAUUAUUUAUGUUUUAGACAGGCUGAUUCAGCUGAAGGCCAGUCAUCCAGACUGGAUUAUCUCCACUUAGGGAGGAGAAGAACAUUAUCUCCUUCCUCUAAGGCAUGGAAAUAAAGGAUCUGGACUGGGAUGAGCCUCCACCGGGGGCGCCAGAGGGUCAAAGUGAUAUGAAGCAUACUGAAUAAAGUCAUUUAUUUUUGUCUAAAAUGUGGUAAAGAAUUGAAGUUUAACAUUGGAUUAGGUUUUACUGCAGUAAGUUGAGAAAUGUAACCGAUUUAGAGGAAACGCACCUCAUGUUCCGCUUUAAGGGGGUCUGUAGUACGAACCAGGAUUGGUUUCCUAACUGGGUGACUUCAGGGUCACAAAGAUGCUUCAGCCUUUGUUUGGGUUGAGCUAAAACUGGAAACCUAAGACAUCUGAUCAGCUGCCUGCCCUCCUGUAUGUUCAGGAUGCUGAAUGCUUAAAAUAGGGGGUGACUCUAAAUUUAGCAUUAAAUUACGUGAAAUCAGACAUUUUCUUCUAUAUUUUCAAUUCAAAAAUACUUUAUACUAUUAUAUUAUUUUAUACCCCGUUUCAGUGGUGGUGCAUUUAGGGGAGGCUCUAUGGUCAGGAAAUCUCAUGUUUGUCUGUACAUCAAAGCUUCUUUUAGUUCACUGGUUUUAAAAGAGGUGGAUUUUUCCUUUAAACUGGAAUCAAGUGAACCAGGAGGAAGGCUGCGGACACGUCAGUACAGUAGUUUGGACCAAGUAAACGGCACAUGCGCCACAUCGGGUCUGUGGCCCCAAAACAAGCUGGCUUGUAGCUAUGUUUCUGCUUUUUUAGAUGCAUUUCCUUUUUGUUCUUCCAGUCUAGACCGAUCGAAGACGCUUCCACCUACCGUCAGCCAUUGAAAUAAAAUUUUACACAGGACUGUCUGCCACUGGAACAGAUUUACACUAUUAAUCCUGCUGGUUUUAAAUCUGAGCUGGACUCGUAGCUUCCUUAAAUCCACACUGAUGUUUCAGUGGAAAGAAUAGAACAGACUCGGGUGUCAUUCUGCCUGUUAUGCUUAGAGACAAAAUGUCACAUUUAAAAAGCUGCAGUUCGUGGUGACGGAUUUCUGUGACAAAUCCUUAAAGCUGCAAAAUAAAAUGAGAGGAUUAUUAAGGUUGUUACAUUCCUUUUACAAACUGAAAUCAUUAAAAAGGUUCAGGAUGCAGCAGUUUGCUAUUUUCUCCCCCAUUUUGUCACAUUAUAACACACUUGAAUGUAUUUUAUUGUAAUUUUAUAAGGCAGACCAACACAUUAGUGCAUAUUCAUACAGAAGAUGAAACAUGGCUUUAGAAAUAAAAAUCUGAACAUUU